Molecule: messenger RNA, 1404 nt
Organism: Penaeus indicus
Lineage: Eukaryota; Metazoa; Arthropoda; Malacostraca; Decapoda; Penaeidae
Exons: 3
Coding region: 1-1404 (467 amino acids)
Source: RefSeq, a predicted model, not a curated record
AUGACGGGAUUGGUACCCACCAUCGCUGAAGACCACCUCCCAGAAACCCAAUGUGGAUUCAGGACCAACAGGGGCACCACAGACAUGGUGUUCGUCCUGAGGCAGCUCCAAGAGAAAUGCCGGGAGCAGAACAAAGGGCUGUACAUGACGUUUGUGGACCUGACGAAAGCGUUUGACACUGUGAGCAGGAAGGGGCUAUGGAUGAUAAUGGAACGCCUUGGCUGCCCCCCAAAGUUCCUCAGCAUGGUCAUCCAACUGCAUGACGAUCAACGCGGCCAAGUCAGGUUGAACAGCGACCUCUCAGAGCCCUUCCCCAUCGUCAAUGGCGUGAAACAGGGUUGUGUCCUGGCACCUACUCUGUUCAGCAUCUUCUUCAGCAUGAUGCUCAAGCAGGCCACUGAAGACCUUGAAGAUGACGAAGCUGUGUACAUCCGCUAUCGCCUUGACGGCAGUCUGUUCAACCUCAGGAGACUGCACGCCCACACAAAGACACUUGAGCAGCUGAUCCCGGCUGCACAGCUCUUCGGACUUGAGGUCAGUUUGAAGAAGACAGAGGUCCUCCACCAGCCUGCACCCCGGGAAGAGUACCGCCCUCCUCACAUCACUAUUGGCGAAACUGAGCUGAAAGCAGUUCACCAGUUCACCUACCUGGGGUGUACCAUCACAUCAGAUGCCAAGAUCGACAGGGAAGUGGACAACAGACUAGCCAGGGCAAACAGCGCUUUCGGCAGACUCUACAAGAGAGUCUGGAACAACAGACAACUGACAAAGGGUACGAAGAUCAGCGUCAACAGAGCCGUCGUACUCACCACCCUGCUGUACGGCUCCGAGUCCUGGGUAACAUACCGUCACCACCUACGACUCUUAGAGCGCUUCCACCAGCGCUGUCUCCGCACCAUCCUCAACAUCCAUUGGAGUGACUACGUCACCAACGUUGAAGUUCUCGAACAGGCAGAGAUCUCCAGCAUUGAGGCUAUGCUGCUGAAGUCGCAGCUUCGGUGGGCAGGGCACGUCUCUAGAAUGGAGGAACAUCGCCUGCCCAAGAUAGUCCUGUACGGCGAACUCUCCACAGGCCACCGUGACAGAGGUGCACCGAAGAAACGCUACAAAGACUCCCUCAAGAAAUCCCUCGGUGCUUGCCAAAUUGACCACCGACAGUGGUCGACACUCGCUGCUGACCGCCAGGCCUGGCGCCACACCGUUCACCAGGCCGUCGCCUCCUUCGAGGACUCCCGCAGGUCUAACCUGAAAGAGAAACGCCGGACGAGGAAGGACAGGGAAGCCUCAGCAGCUGUACCAGACCAGACUUUUGACUGCAGUCGCUGCGGCCGGAUAUGCCUGUCCCGCAUCGGUCUUGUCAGCCACCAGCGCGCCUGCAGCCGACGUGGACUACCCCUUUCAUGA